UCAAAGCCGUUCCGAAUAACGGAACGAACACUUCUCGACGAAAGAGGUGGAGGAGGGGGACAGUCGCCUACCCCUCGGAACACUUCCGAGCCCCUGACGCGAGCGAGGGGGCUAACCCAGGCCCCGUGCCCCGAGGGGCAGGGGAGCGUCUGCGGCGAGGUGGUGGGGGGCAAUGACGAGGAGGAUCGUUCGGGCCCCGUCCUCAUUUUGCUCUCGUUUUCGGCCACUGGGAGAGCUCCUCUGCCGGACCUCAGUGUGGAGAGGGGGCGAGGUGGCAUCCGCGAGAGUAGUCCUCCUAUAAAGCCCAAACUCUUCCUCAAUGGCAGGCUCAGUCCGGUGGCUCUUGGUCGUUGCGGUCGUUCGUGGAUUUUUGGGGGACCUGCGGUUUUUUCCUUCGAAAGUGCGCGAUUGUGUGGCGUGCUCCUCCUCGCUCAGCAUGACGCGAAGACGGACUGUGUCGAUGCUGCCGUCUUGCAUUGCGCUGCUGGGGCUCAUGCUGUCGACUUUCCCGGCUACCAGCGCAGCCGUUUCAUCGACGUCGGCGAGUCCAACUGCGACGAAAGACAUGGAGGCCAAGGAGUCAUCAAAGUCCCUCGUGACUCUCACACCUCCUUCGAUCACCCAUUCUGCGUCUUACCAGUACGGCUACGAGGUGGGCACAGUGGACUCAACGCUGUUCAAGGGCCAGGCGAAAGAGCAAGGCGGGUUGACUCGUGGCACGUACGCCUACAAAGACGACAGCGGGCAGUACCGACAGGUGGAAGACAAGGCCCCGACACCGACGGCGGCGACCUUCACCACGCAGACGGAUUCGGUGUUGCAGAAGCUCAAGCAGAGCGACAAAGCGCAAGUCUUCUUCGAACCCAAGGCCCCAACUAAGGAGGAGGCGUCUUCCCUUAUCACCAGCUACGAAAUUCCGCGCGCGUCCGCGAUUCCAAAGAAGGGUCAAGCAAACAAUGGCGAGGCGACAUCCAACGCUCCGCCUAAACCUGCUUUCUUCGAUCAACCGGCUAAAGUAGAAAGGAAAGUAGUGGUCACUUCUGGAGGCGGAGGAUCCCUGCCUCUGACGCAGCGGCAGCAGAAACGAGUCACCGUCAUCCACAAGUCUACUCAUUCGGAGCAAUCUUCGGACAAAUCUAGGUCGUCACCGAGAACAUUUACGAAGACAUUCAGGGGUCCGCAGUACCGGCCGACGCUCAGACCGCAAGUUAGGUACAGAACAACGUCACCCCCAUCCAACGUAGACUAUGACUUUAAGACAAGCCACAAAAGUGAAGGCCCGAGACAAACUACUCAGGACAAUGGAGAGCAACAGCAAGGCCAGUCACUCACAACUGAAGAAAGUUACACGCAAGAGCAGCGUUCAAACAGCAGAACGUACAGCAAACAACGGCUUCAUCACAGAGAAAACACUGGAAAGGCGUAUGAGGUAAGAACACCUCACGCGACACAAUACAUGAGCUUCGGGGACGUCAGCAAGGAGUCCCAUCACCCAGCAAUUCAUAAACCUGAAGAUUCAACACAAACCCAGCAGUACCCGGAUCAAACUUCAAAGCAAUCCGGGUACAAACCUUACACCUCCUCACCAUCAUACGACACAACUGUAUCAGGACAACAGAACAAAGACGGGGGAGGAGGGAACUACGGGGGAACGUCUCAGCAGGGUUCGUACUAUAACCAGGGCUACAGCGGUCAGAACGCUGGAGAUCAAAGUGUUACUGUCGGAGCAACUACGAAGGUAUCAGGAUACAACCAAGAUUAUCAAGCAGGCUACCAAGGAACGAAUACACGCAAUGAUCAAUACGAAUACCACCGAGGAACAGCUUAUCCGGCACGAGUCAGCGACAACUCGCAACAAACACAAGGAACGUCAACAAAAUCGAAUUCUUACAAGACAGGAUACCAGGCGAAUGACCGGGUAAACACAGGACAGUAUCAAGAUACGAACCCCGGUUCCUCUCAACAAGGAUCAUAUCAGUCACAAUCCUACAGCACCAACUCCGAGCCACCUCAAGGCCUAAUAGAAGCGUUGCCAAAAGCGUCCUAUUUUAAAUCUGACUACCAGUCUAAUAACAAGCAGCAAUCUACGCCACGGCCGCAGACAUUUAAGCCCAGUUAUCAAGCCUACAAAGAAAAGAACACUCAUCAAGGCAGCAACGGUCAAAAUCAAAACGUCGGUAGCUAUACGAGAAGUUCAAGUGGCGCCGGCAACUAUAGGUUGGAAAUCAAUCACGGGAGCAAUAAACAAGCCCAGAACGCCCCAGCUCAGAGCAGCCAUUACCAACAGGCACAAUCAUUAUCGCAAAGUCAAACGCCAACGAAUAGUCAGACAGCCAGCAAACAGCAAACAGCUCAGUAUUCGAAGCCGGCGCCACCUCCACUUCGCAACCUGCCCGUUACUCACAGGCCACAAGUUCAACAGGGGGCGCAACAGAUAUCGGUGCCACCACCACCACCUACCCCAGCACCCCAAGACGCGCAGGUACUCCUCGUAGAAAUCAACAAUCAACAAGGGCAAGCUCAUAUACAAGCUCAACAACUCAAUGCCCAACAGCAGGCUCAACUGUUUCAGCAGCGCCCGUUUAAUCAGCUAUUUCAAAACCAACAAACUAUUCCACUUGAACAAGCGUUACAGUUCUUCAACAAUGGACAGAACCAAGGCUUUAGAGUUCCAAUAAUUGAAAUGGGUGCCCCGUUGAUGGGGAACCUGGCUCAAUCGCCCAACUUUUUCGACAUCAGACAGCAGAUUCAGCAGCAAUUGCAGCAACAGCAACACCAGGCCCAGCAGCCGUUCCUUUUCGGAAGACCCGAUGCCCUCCAGCAGAUGCUCAAACAGCAGCAGCAACAGCAGUUCUUCAUGCCUCAAAACCAAGGCUUCCAGAAAAUCAUAACGCAAGGCCCAGUGCCAAUUGAGCUGAAAGUGGAGCCCCUUUACGACAUGAACAAAGGAGCGGGACAUAAUAUCGGCAUCAAAGACGUUCGCGUGCAAGCCCUGAAGCCUAUCAAGCUCCCAUUGCAAGGACAAGUUCAAAGCGGGGGUCAAAACUCCGGUCAAUCUUCAAACAAUGGCAUGCCGUACGAAGUCAGCAUGCUCGUUGAUGCCGCCAAAAAGGCUCUGAUGUCCACUGGAGCUUUCCCCAAGCAAGAGGUUUUCGUUGUAGAUGCUUCUCAGGGUGGCCAACUUCCGUAUAACGUUCUGCAAGCGAUUCAGCAAGCAGCGAUAAGAGACUCGCCAAGGGGUGGAGGCGAUGGGGGCGGUCAUCAGUCCAAGGACUCUGCCCACAUACACCAGCAACAAAAAGUCAACCUUGGGCAGGCGUUUCCGGGAGCUACGAGCGUUAAGGUGAACGACAAGAUGAACGUCCAGGUGGCGGGACUCUUGGUCAACAACCAGGGCCUGUUUCCUAAGCAUCUACUGCAAGGCAUCGGAACAUCUCAGCUUCGUUUCAACGAACCUCUCAAUGUGCACAUCCCGAUCGGCGAACUUCCACCCCGACCAGCCGUCAAUGUUCGCAUCAAGGGGCCAGACGGAAAGAUCUCUCAAGUGCUGGUGCCUCUUCACGACGCCACGAAGCUUGCUGCUCUGAACAAGUUGGAGAACAACCUACAAGGCGGACAGUUCCAGAAUGGCCCCUUCCAAAACGGACCUUUCCAAGGCAAUCCCUUCCAGGCAGGUCCUUUCCAAGCACAGCACAUUCAGGGCCUUCCUUUCCAAACUGGAGCCUUUCAAGGGAGCAGAGGAUUUCACGCCAUCCCAGCGCCGGACUUGAGUCAGAAAGAAGGCCUCCUGCUCGGCGGUUCAACACAAGAGCCCGCCUUCGGACUUAUUCCUCAAGGAAACUUUCAGAGACUGGGCGAAAAAGUUAGCCUGAUGGAAGGGCUGCAGCUGGCUGAUUUACCCCACUUUGAUCCUUCAGCUCUUGCGGGAGCAGAGAUGGUUCCACUGCGAUCUUUAUAA
This is a messenger RNA of Ixodes scapularis (black-legged tick), 3958 nucleotides long. RefSeq lists its product as uncharacterized. Bases 320 to 3958 code for a protein of 1212 amino acids. The record is from RefSeq and is a predicted model, not a curated record. NCBI's taxonomy places the organism in Eukaryota, Metazoa, Arthropoda, Arachnida, Ixodida, Ixodidae. The transcript has 6 exons.